Molecule: messenger RNA, 846 nt
Organism: Cucurbitaria berberidis CBS 394.84
Lineage: Eukaryota; Fungi; Ascomycota; Dothideomycetes; Pleosporales; Cucurbitariaceae
Product: NAD(P)-binding protein
Exons: 3
Coding region: 1-846 (281 amino acids)
Source: RefSeq, a predicted model, not a curated record
AUGGCAGAAGUACAGAUCAACGAUGGAGACCUGACCGGCUUCAAGGGCAAAGUUGCUGUCAUUACAGGUGGUUCGUCUGGUAUUGGUCUUGCGGCAGUCCAGCUUCUCGUAUCUCUAGGUGCACUAGUCGUCAGUGGCGAUAUCCAAGCACCCCCAGCGACUGGCGAUUUUCUCUUUGUGCAGACCGAUAUCAGGAGCUGGACCGACACGACGAAGCUUUUCAAGGCGGCAAAGGACAAGCAUGGCCGAGUCGACUACGUAUUCGCCAAUGCUGGAAUCGGCCCACGCGCCAACUACCUGGGCCUCGAAGUCGACGAGAACGGCGAUCCGAAGGAGCCAAAUAACGACACGGUGAACACCAAUCUGAACAGCGUCGUCAACACUGCCACAUUGGCCGCCCACUACAUGAAGGACCAGGCCGAAGGCGGAUCUAUCGUGCUUAUGGGAUCCAGCACGGGUCUGCACCCUGUCCGAGCGGUCGAUUACUCAACCGCCAAAGCUGGUGUCCUCGGCUUCGGCCGCAGCUUUGCGCGUCUGGUAGAAGUAGCCGGCCUCCCCAUACGAGUCAACACUCUCGCCCCCUCAUGGACGGCAACACAAGUCCUGCCUGAUCUGGAAAAUCUCCUGGCCGCAGUUUCCCAGAACUGCCAGUCCACUGCUGUGGUUGCGCGCGCAGCCGCUUACUUGAUGGCCGAUAAGUCUAGACAUGGAGACGUCAUCUUUGUGUGUGAUGGCAACUACACUGAGAUUGAGAAAGCGGUGCUUGCCCCGGCAUAUGAGUCUAUUAAGGGGGAUACGCUUAGCGAUGAUGCUGUUUUGGCCAAGGUUAUGGCGUUAGGUGGUUAG